Mytilinidion resinicola is the source of this 657-nucleotide messenger RNA. RefSeq lists its product as uncharacterized. The coding region runs from base 181 to 588 and encodes 135 amino acids. The record is from RefSeq and is a predicted model, not a curated record. Lineage: Eukaryota; Fungi; Ascomycota; Dothideomycetes; Mytilinidiales; Mytilinidiaceae. The transcript is spliced from 3 exons.
GACUGAAUGGCGAAUCGGAACUCUUGGGGCCCAAUAUUGGCCGAGGCAUGAGAAAAGGAGGAUAGGCUCACGAACGGGUAUAUAAGGAGUUGAGAUGGCCGCAACGAAGGAACAAGCAGCCAGCACUUUCUCUCUACGUUUCCAGCUUGCCUUCAAUCUCGCAGCAAUCAAAUUCUCAACAUGAAGUCUUUCACCAUUAUUGCAGCCCUCGCCUUGGCCUUCGCCUCCUCAGCUGCGGCACAAGCACAGUGUGCCUCCGUGGCCGCCAACAUCCCAGCCUGCGGUCAAACCUGCCUCCUCUCCGCCGGCUCCGCCAUCGGCUGCGGCGCAGACAACUUCAAAUGCCAGUGCGUGAGCAGCGCGCAGCUCCAAGCCUCCGCCCAGGCCUGCGUCAUCAGCGGUUGCGGCAUCGCGAGCGCACUGAGCGUGCAAGCCUCCGCCAGCGCCGUGUGCGCCUGCGUCGCAACCGCCACGCCAGCCGCCUCGUCCGCAGCUGUCACGCCCACCGCGUCGCCCGCCCAAUCGGCGCCCUCGACACUGAUCACGGCGACCUCCGCGCCCGCCCCUCCGGCUGGGGGCUAUUGCUGAUUUGAUAACGACGGGUAGAUUUGGUGUGUUGUGUGAAUAAGAUUUUUACGAGUGGGGAGUGAGUAGGGG